AUGCAUCCUUUUGACGAUAGAUCUAUAUUUACAUCGGAUCAGGAUAUAUUGUAUUUUCCUGGUAGAGGUCGUCUACAAAAAUUUUUAGAUUAUUGUCAUAGCUUUUUUAUGAUAUCAUCUACAAAUCCGAAUGCUCAAAGAUAUUUACGCAGUCGUACUUCAAUACUACGUGAAAAACGUCAACACAUUCGUAAAAACAAGGAAAUAAUUCAUCCUUUCAGUAAUUUUAGACAUUACUGGGACAUCUUGUUAAUCAUUGAUAUGACAAUUAUCUCAUUGAUAGUACCAUAUCAGGCAUCAUUUGGUAUUUCUCGACAGACACUUAUUUCAAAAAUAAUUAAAAAUUCUUUACUCCUUCUAUGUUGUGCAGACAUGAUCAUUAAUUUAUCUACCGGAUACUUGGAUAAAAACCAAUCUAUUAUCCAGAUGAAAAGGAAAAAAAUUAUAAAACAAUACAUGAAACAUGGUACGUUCUUUACCGAUCUUCUUGGUUCAUUUCCGACCGAUGUGAUAUUUGUGAAAAUGUGGGACGAAUACAAAGUAACUCAAGAAGUAGUUUCAUUGAUUUGUGUAUUUAGAUUAUUUUCUUUAAACGUUUAUAUCGGCAAAGUAACGCAUUCUAAAAGUACAUUAAUAUGUUAUCAUCAUUUUUUUAUCAUAUUCUUUUGGUUAUUUAUUUUCUUACAUUGGAUAACUUGCAUUUUCUGGUUAGUACCCAUUGCAACUACUUCAAUGAAACAAUUACGUUAUCCUAGAAUCGAUUCUUGGAUACAUGAGAUCGAUCUUUGGUACGAAUCUGAAUACAUACAAUAUCUCUUUUCAUUGAUGAUAACGAUUGGAAAUUGUCUGAGAUCAAGAUUAUAUGAAAGUGAUCGACAAAAUAUGCCUGAUCUUUACGUAAUAAUAAUUGCCAAAAUAAUAGGUACUCUAAUAACUUGGUUUCUUAUAGCAAGAUUGAUGCAACAUUUUAAAGGAACAAAUUCAUCUAAAUUGAGAUAUCAAAGUGCUGUUGGUCAAUUGACAAAAUAUAUGCAUCACAAACAACUUCCACGUUAUACUCAACGUCGUAUAAUCAAUUAUUAUGAAUUUCGUUUUCAACGACGUUACUUUCAAGAAUCUGAUAUAUUAAAUGCGUUAUCAUUGCAAAUACGUCAAGAAAUAAUAAUGCACUCGUGUAGAAAACUCGUUGAAAAUGUAACAUUCUUUAAUAAUCUUCCAAUGGUUCUUUUGAAUCGUAUAGUUGCUUUAUUAAAAUCGGAAAUAUUUUUAACUAACGACGUAAUUGUACGAGCCAACGAACUAGGAAAUUGCAUGUAUUUUAUUGGUAGCGGUACAGUUGCAAUUUAUACGAUUUCUGGUAAAGAAGUUUGCCAUCUUGAGGACGGUGCUCAUUUCGGUGAGAUAGCUCUCGUAAUGGCGGACGAACAUAGAGUCGCCAGCGUAGUAGCUGUUGAGAUUUGCGAACUUUAUCGACUCGACCGUGCCGACUUUGCUCGUACGAUAUAUCCUUAUCCUAUGAUGUGGGAACAUAUCAAAAACAUUGCCAUCGAAAGACACGAGAAAACUACGAUUCUUAGUAACUAA
Polistes dominula (European paper wasp) is the source of this 1584-nucleotide messenger RNA. RefSeq names its product potassium/sodium hyperpolarization-activated cyclic nucleotide-gated channel 1. Gene Ontology annotation, molecular function: voltage-gated potassium channel activity. The record is from RefSeq and is a predicted model, not a curated record. Gene Ontology annotation, biological process: regulation of membrane depolarization; potassium ion transmembrane transport; sodium ion transmembrane transport. Gene Ontology annotation, cellular component: HCN channel complex. NCBI's taxonomy places the organism in Eukaryota, Metazoa, Arthropoda, Insecta, Hymenoptera, Vespidae.